AUGCCGCCUCAUAUUAAUGACUUCCCUAAGGUGGACGCGAUUGGAGAGUCCGAGAGCUUUUCGGACAGACCGACGCGAUCUGGCACGAGAAUGUGGUAUGAGUUGAAGGUUCUGCAGCAACCUGAGCGUGCGCGUGCUUGCGGGUCCGGUCAGAAGUCCGCUGCUGACAGACGCCCUGUCGAUCCACCACCAGUGGUGCAGUUGCAUGUUUAUGAGGGCCUCACCAGAGCCGAGGCUACGGAUAUUACCUUCAACUACCGCGCCAACUUUUUCCUCUACGCCGAGCUCGCUCCCGCGCGCCCCAUGGCCAAUGGACGCGUUCAGACUCCCGCCGCGACUUCGCCUCCCGUACUGACCGGAAUGCCCGUUUCGGGUAUGGCAUAUCUUGACAGGCCUACAGAGGCAGGAUACUUCCUAUUUCCCGACCUUUCAGUUCGCCAUGAAGGGCGCUAUGUAUUGGCUUUCCACCUAUACGAAGACGUCAAGAGGGAGGAGGACCGGGACCCGGAAGGCGACCCAGCCGAUGAGAUGUGCAACCCGUGCUUCGAAUACAGAAUGGCUGUCAAGUCGGUCCCAUUUAACGUCUUCAGCGCCAAGAAGUUUCCUGGUCUCACCGAGAGCACCAAUCUGAGCAAGACCAUUUCCGAACAGGGUUGCCGUGUCCGCAUUCGACGCGACGUCCGUAUGCGCAGGCGUGAUGGAAAGCCGACAGGAAACGAUUUUGACAACAACCCCGAAAAUGAGUUCAGGAAUACGGCAAGGAGAACGCAAACACCAGAGAUCCGCAGCAACGCAGAACAAUUCCGGGCGAGAUCAUCGAGUAACAGCAGCGAGCACCGCACCGCGUACCCGCCUGCCCUGGAGCGUAGACCGUCUGUUGUCGAGACUUUCAAAGUAGAGAGUUUCCAGGCGCCACCGCCGCCGCCGCCACCCAUGUCAUACGGCCCUGCCCCCUCGACUAAUGUCCACCUGCGAUUCGGAUCUGAUGCCUCUAGUGCACCGUACCCUCCCCAUCAGUACGCGCAACCUUCAGCUCAGCCGCCGCCCAUCUCCCCGACUACGGCCUCCUACCAGUCCCAGCAACCUUCGCCGUACCAACCGGCCAGCUACGGCUACUCCAGCAGGCCUAGCUCUCAGUACGCUUCGAGCAAUCCGCCUCCCACACCCCGUGAUUCAUACGAUAGACGGCCGUCUACCAUGAUGGUGCCGCCUUCGCCCUCAGUCUAUGGCCCCGGGCCCAAGGAUUUGGACAUGGCGAGGCGCGAUUCGGACUAUAGAAGAGAUUCUCUUCCCCCUCGCCAACUUGCUCCAGUGUCUGACCUUGCGCACAUGGGUACCAAGCUCCCGCCCAUGCUGCCUUCCAUCGAAAAGCUUACCUCUGUGUCUUCUCAUAUGACUGGUCGCACCGAUUUCAUUGAGGCGGCUCCUCCUAGUUCCCACAACCCUGCUCUCGAGUCAGCACGCGCAGGCACAAAGCGUGGUUACGGAGAGACUUUCAUGGAGAGCACCCGCCCUCUGUACGACAGACAACGUCAACAAGAUGCCCACCACAACAGCGCCCCCUACAAUCACCGUUAUGUUGUACAAGAUCCUCUUGAGUACAAGCGUGCCGAUGGCACAUACGGCGUAAAGCCGGCGAAUGACUACUACAAGAUCGUCAAUCCUCAAUAA
This is a messenger RNA of Colletotrichum orchidophilum, 1671 nucleotides long. RefSeq lists its product as uncharacterized. The record is from RefSeq and is a predicted model, not a curated record. Bases 1 to 1671 code for a protein of 556 amino acids. Lineage: Eukaryota; Fungi; Ascomycota; Sordariomycetes; Glomerellales; Glomerellaceae. The transcript is spliced from 2 exons.